UGAUAGGGACGCGCUUCACCUGGCCAAUCAGAUUUCGCCAUUCGAUGCAGAACAGUGUCAGCCUCCCGACACCCUUCCAGCUGGAACGAAUACACCCGCUUACGAUGGAGUGCAUAUAAGCGAUGACCAAAGCGCCAAUUCUACUAUGUUCCCAGCAAUGUAUCACAGUGUGCACGGAAAAAGGCGUUGAUCGAGCCAGGCCAUAAAAGUCGGCUGAACCGCAGAGACCGCUGGUCAUCACCCUCGUUUAUCUCAGACCUGGUCUGCAUGCACCGCAUUUUGUUCACAUAGAACAUAGCACGGCAUAUCGUAUUCAUUUGCACUACCGUCAGCUUAUCCAGGAAGUCUUUUCUAACGGACUGUUGCCUCCAAACAUGCAUCUUCCCCGCGAUUUCAGGAAGCUUCGACAAUCGAAACCGUUACCCAUUAUCAAAAUCGAUCCUGCAAUCCCAGCUAUUGCACCCUCACAUCCACACAUUAUGAGCCGGCAUAUGUUCUCAUCAGCAUCAGCGUCGUCAACAACUUUUCCCGAUACACUCCGGGCGCUACUUCGCAGAGAUGUGUUUCCCAGAUCGUCAAAUGGGGGCUCCCGCUCUGCAAUGCGAGAAGGAUUCAGUCCAGCAGCCCUCGGCGGCAUCUUCGCCGGUAUCGCGAUCCUCGUCAUGCUCGUCAUAAUCCUUGGAAUCAUGAUGCGAAGGAGUAAACGGAGGACGCACCAUCGAGUUUUACUAGAGAAGACAAGCAGUCCUACGCAACAUGACGGGAGCUUGAGGGGCAUUAUUGUGACGAAGGACGUGGAGACUACGGUGCUACCUGUCAAGCUCCACACAGUUGAAGGAAGAAGGCAGUCCCACAUUCCUUUUCGGUCAAAAUGAAGUCUGGGAGUCCGUCGGCGUACUGCAAUUAUUGAGGUGGAAUGGGCAGGAUGUACUGGUCAAAAAUCAUUGGUCAUUAAGGGCGAAAUUGUGUAGAUGGUACAGGUACUCUUCAAUGAAGGCGGGCAAUAGAAGGAAUCAUCACUUUGAACCUGCGCACUGGUUGAGACAUGGGGCUCCCGCUAUUUCGCCGCGUGGCAAUGCCGAGACAUCUGUCGUAGAACCUAAGGACUUUUGGUGGUUUUACUGCGGUAGUUGUGUCCACAGCUUAAUACACAAUAGAUUAAUUCACUUCCCC
Messenger RNA from Westerdykella ornata, 1173 nucleotides. RefSeq lists its product as uncharacterized. The coding region runs from base 375 to 875 and encodes 166 amino acids. NCBI's taxonomy places the organism in Eukaryota, Fungi, Ascomycota, Dothideomycetes, Pleosporales, Sporormiaceae. The record is from RefSeq and is a predicted model, not a curated record. The transcript is spliced from 2 exons.